CUUUGCCGAUCAAGCAGGCGGGGCAACCCCACCUUCUUAAAGCAGUUACACGGAUAGAGGCGGCAUUGCUGGAGAAAACAGACGUACGUCCUGUCUGGCCGGGAUGGGUACCUUAGCUGCUGAGACCUGACUCCCCUCGUUAAGACUUGGCAUAUACUUCCGGCCGGAGCGGUGCUACUAUCCUAACUGUGGUUUGUUUUAGAAAAGCAUUCCACUCAUCUUCAGUUACAGAGAUGAGCCUCGACAAGAGCCGGGAUCGGGCAAGGGAACUGGAUCACGAUGACCCUCUGGGCUUCACGAGGGCCGAGUUCAACAUACCGACAAAGACACAGAUAGCAAGCACACAGCUCAGUGAGAAAUCCGCUACCCCGUCUGGCGAUGCACAGGAUGACGACAGCAUCUACUUAUGCGGCAAUUCGCUCGGGUUACAACCCAAAAGAACUGUUACCCGGAUCGGCCAGUAUUUAAGCACGUGGCAGACUCAAGGGGUUCAGGGGCAUUUCAAGCCCCUUGACGAUUCACCCCUGCCAACAUGGCUGGAUGCCGAUGCGAGGGCUGCCCAGCUGAUGGCUCCGAUUGUUGGGGCGGAUGAGUCCGAAGUUGCUGUCAUGCAGACCUUGACGGCCAACCUCCACUUCAUGAUGUCAGCCUUUUACCAUCCGGACAUCAAUGGCAGGCACAAGAUCAUCCUGGAGAGCAAGGCUUUCCCCAGCGACCAUUUUGCCGUCGAGACGCAACUCCGCCAUCACGGUCUCUCUCCCGAGACCUCGAUGGUUACCAUAAAAUCGCCCUUCUCUGAGGACAAUGUCCUCACCACUUACGAUAUCAUGUCGGUGAUAUCCACCCAUGCUGAGACGACGGCGUUGAUCCUGCUCCCGGGUAUCCAGUACUACACCGGCCAGCUGCUGGACAUCCCCACCAUCACGGCAUUCGCGCACAAGCACGAGAUCUUCGUCAUAUGGGACCUCGCGCAUGCGGUCGGUAAUGUACCGCUCUCCCUGCACGACUGGGACGUGGACGCGGCGGCCUGGUGCACUUACAAGUACCUCAACGGGGGUCCGGGCUGUAUAGGCGGCAUGUUUGUCCACUCCCGCAACAGCCCGGUCACUAAAACCAUCACGGACGAGAAGGCUGAAGAGGGCUACACGAAUCGCCUCGCCGGGUGGUGGGGGAAUGACAAGAAGACGAGGUUCGCCAUGGCAAACAAGUUCCAUCCGGUGAAGGGCGCCGCCGGUUUCCAACUCAGCAACCCCAGCAUCCUCGACAUAACAAGCCUGAGCGCCUCCCUGGAAGUCUUUGAGCUUGCUGGCGGUAUUGUUCCGUUGAGGAAGAAGUCACUUAAGCUGACUGGCUUCCUCGAGGAGCUGCUGAACGAGAUGGCUGUUGAAGACAAGGAACUGUUUCGCAUCAUCACCCCGUCGGGUCCCGGGGAGCGGGGCGCGCAGCUCAGCAUCAUGCUGUCGGGCGGCCUCUUGGAGGUUGUCAUGAAACAGCUCGAGUCCCGCGGAGUCAUUGUCGACGAGAGGAAGCCAGACGUGAUCCGCGUCGCACCGGCGCCCCUCUACAACACGUUCGAGGACUGCGUCGAGUUCGUGGAGGCAUUUUCUGCAGCUCUGGCUGCUGGCCGGAAUGCGAGGUCUUAAUAUACACCCUCCAGCGGCCGUAGAACGAGAGGGAGCUUCCAGGUAUUUCAGACGGCCUGCUUCCGGGCUACAAUACCUUGGGGCUUAUGAGCCCUUGUUGAGAACCGUCGAUUGAAUUCAAAUAUGUCUUGUGUGUAAUUAGUAGAGGCAUGUGUUCGUGGAAUGAGUUGUGACGUAGGGCUUGUGUCAAUAACGGAUCGCUUUACGAGUAGGUAGUCUUUCCACGGUCAGGACCGUUCCUGAAGAUC
Molecule: messenger RNA, 1891 nt
Organism: Phialemonium atrogriseum
Lineage: Eukaryota; Fungi; Ascomycota; Sordariomycetes; Cephalothecales; Cephalothecaceae
Product: kynureninase
Exons: 3
Coding region: 234-1643 (469 amino acids)
Biological process (GO): NAD+ biosynthetic process
Cellular component (GO): cytoplasm
Molecular function (GO): kynureninase activity; pyridoxal phosphate binding
Source: RefSeq, a predicted model, not a curated record